GGUUUUUGGAAGGGUUUUAGGCAGCCUCCAUUGCCAAACUCCUUCUCCUGUGCUUCUCUUUUCACCAUUUUUUCUUCUCAAGAUUUUCCCUUUCAAUGCUAGCAAGCAUUCCACAGUUUCCCUUACCUUUUUUUCAGCUUAUUAGUCAUUUGGGGUAAUCUUUUUUCUUCAGUUUUCCAACAAAAGAUCCACUGAAUAUGUGGAGAUACAUAUCUAAACAAGCUUAUUCAAGAAAAUUGAGGAAUACCCAUGAUUCAGAUUUUCUUGGUUUUGCUCAGUCUUUUGGAAAGACUAGACCUUUACAAGGUUUGUGUGAAGAAAUUUAUAGGAAUCCCAACUUGGGUGUGUCUCAAAGUUCAAUCUUUACUAGAGUUAAUGGAAAAAGUAGAUGUUUAGAUGGGAUGUGUGAAGAUAGUUGUAGGAAUCACUACUUGGGUUUCUCUGAAAGUUCAAUCUUUUCUAGAGUUAAAGGAGAUUUUCGAGUUUGUGGAUCUUUAGGAAUUUUGAGGAGUUAUGGUAGUGCUGCAGAGGCUAUUGCUUCUACAUCUGAAGAAGAUAUUGAUGAAAUUCAAGAAUUAAUUGAGGAAAUGAACAAAGAAAAUGAGGCUUUGAAGACCAAUUUGCAGCCAAAGCAGCCGAAAACAGUAGGUGGGAUGGGGAUUGGGAAGUAUAAUUUGCUUAGGAGAAGGCAGAUAAAGGUAGAAACUGAAGCAUGGGAAGACGCGGCUAAGGAGUAUCAGGAGCUGCUGAUGGAUAUGUGUGAGCAAAAGCUGGCGCCAAACUUGCCCUAUAUUAAAUCUUUGUUCUUGGGUUGGUUUGAGCCAUUGAGGGAUGCCAUAGCUGCUGAACAGAAGUUGUGUGAUGAAGGUAAGAACCGCGGGGCUUAUGCUCCCUUCUUUGAUCAGUUGCCUGCUGAAAUGAUGGCUGUGAUUACAAUGCACAAGUUGAUGGGGUUGCUAAUGACGGGUGGAGGAAGUGGUAGUGCUAGAGUGGUGCAAGCUGCUUCCCACAUUGGUGAAGCAAUUGAGCACGAGGCCAGAAUACAUAGAUUUUUGGAGAAGACAAAGAAAAAUGCAUUGGAUGGGUCCUCGGAAGAAACAGCUGGUGAUAUAAUGAAAGAAAGAGAGAGGCUGAGGAAAAAAGUAAAAAUCUUGAUGAAGAAACAGAAGCUGCAGCAGGUUAGAAAGAUUGUGAAGCAGCAAGAUGAUGAAAAGCCUUGGGGCCAGGACAACCUUGUCAAGGUUGGCUGCAAAUUGAUUCAGAUAUUAAUAGAAACCGCCUAUAUACAGCCUCCAAAUGACCAGUUAGAUGAUUGUCCUCCAGAUAUUCGGCCAGCAUUUAUGCACACCCUUAAAACUGUAGAAACAGUGAAAGGUAGCAGAAGAUAUGGUGUGAUUCAAUGUGAUCCACUUGUUCGUAAAGGCUUAGAUAAAACUGCUAGACAUAUGGUGAUUCCAUAUAUGCCGAUGCUGGUUCCUCCACAGAAUUGGUCAGGGUAUGACAGAGGUGCAUACUUAUUUUUACCAUCAUACAUUAUGCGGACGCAUGGAGCAAAACAGCAGCGUGAAGCAGUUAAAAGAGUUCCAAAGAAGCAAUUGGAACCUGUAUUCCAGGCACUUGACACUCUUGGUAAUACCAAAUGGAGGGUGAAUAAAAGGGUACUUGGCAUAUUAGACAGAAUAUGGGCUAGUGGAGGCCGUCUUGCUGAUUUAGUCGACAGGGAAGAUGUACCUUUACCCGAAGAACCAGACACCGAAGAUGAAGAAGAAAUCAAGAAAUGGAAGUGGAAAGUUAAAGCUGCAAAAAAAGAGAACUGCGAGAGGCAUUCUCAGCGGUGUGAUAUUGAACUCAAAUUAGCUGUUGCGCGGAAAAUGAAGGAUGAAGAGGGUUUUUAUUAUCCACAUAAUCUUGAUUUUCGUGGUCGUGCAUACCCCAUGCACCCGUAUUUGAACCAUCUUGGUUCUGAUUUAUGCCGUGGCAUCCUUGAAUUCUCUGAAGGGCGCCCACUUGGAAAGUCCGGUUUACGCUGGCUGAAGAUACAUCUAGCAAAUGUAUAUGGUGGUGGUGUUGAUAAGUUAUCAUAUGAAGGUCGUGCAGCAUUCAGUGAAAACCAUGUGGAGGAUAUUUUUGACUCUGCAGACAGGCCACUGGAAGGAAGGCGUUGGUGGUUGGGGGCGGAAGAUCCUUUUCAAUGCUUAGCAACAUGUAUUAACAUAUCUGAAGCAUUGAGAAGCCCUUCUCCAGAGACCUCUAUAUCUCAUAUGCCCAUUCACCAGGAUGGGUCGUGCAAUGGGUUACAACAUUAUGCCGCCCUUGGCAGGGAUAAGUUAGGAGCAGCUGCAGUCAAUCUUGUUGCUGGAGACAAGCCUGCUGAUGUUUACUCUGGAAUUGCUGCUCGAGUUCUUGAUAUUAUGAAGAGAGAUGCAGGUAAAGAUCCUGCAACUGAUCCAAAUGUGAUGCGUGCCAGGCUGUUAAUUAACCAGGUGGACAGGAAGUUGGUCAAGCAAACAGUGAUGACAUCAGUGUACGGUGUCACGUAUAUUGGUGCUCGUGACCAAAUCAAGAGAAGAUUGAAGGAGCGUGGUGCCAUUGAAGAUGAUAAUGAGUUGUUUUCAGCAGCUUGUUAUGCGGCAAAAACCACCUUGACUGCCUUAGGAGAGAUGUUUGAAGCAGCCAGAAGUAUCAUGAGUUGGCUUGGAGAUUGUGCAAAGAUUAUAGCCAUGGAAAACCAGCCUGUACGAUGGACUACUCCACUUGGACUUCCUGUUGUGCAACCUUACCGCAAAUUAGGAAGGCAUCUUAUUAAAACUUCUCUUCAGAUUUUGACAUUACAGCGUGAAACAGAUAAGGUAAUGGUUAAGCGACAGAGAACAGCAUUCCCUCCAAAUUUUGUUCACUCUCUUGAUGGUUCCCAUAUGAUGAUGACUGCCAUUACCUGCAAAGAAGCUGGCUUAAGUUUUGCAGGAGUGCAUGACUCAUACUGGACACAUGCAUCUGACGUUGACCAAAUGAACAAGAUUUUGAGAGAAAAAUUUGUUGAACUCUACGACGCACCCAUACUGGAAAAUUUACUGGAGAGUUUUCAGCAGUCAUUCCCUGACUUGCAGUUCCCCCCGUUACCGGAGCGGGGUGAUUUUGAUCUAAGAGAAGUUCUGGAAUCUCCCUAUUUUUUCAACUAGUCGAGCAGUCUUAUUUUUUCGAUCUUUAUGUGGUCUGGUGUUUGCUUUCUCCCUACAAUGACAAAACUCAAUGGGAUCUUCAAACUCUUGGAUUGAUGGCGCUAGGCCAACUGCUGCGCUGGAAGUCAAGAAACACGAGCGUAUACUGACACAUUGGCUGCUCCACCUGGAUGACCCUGUCAUGCUACUGCAGAAAGUGGCAUUGACCAUACAUGUUGGACAAGCUUAGGAUUUCCAGGAUGAGUCAGGUUGCUACGCCCAUAAGCUACUCUCCAGAAAGUUAUACUGAGUGAAAGCAGUCGGGCUAAUGGUUUCGAUGAAAUAUUAUUCGUGUACAAGCAUGCGAAGGCAGGCGUAAGCAAAAGCGAAAACGCCUUCCAGCACUGGAAAGACAAACUAAUGAAGACUAACCUUAUAUGACUCUACAUAGUGCUGAGUAGAACAGUAAGACAAUAGCUUCUUCCCCCUUUUUUACCUCAAUAAAAUCUUAUAAUUACUUGCUUUUGUACCAUUUACAUAGCAGGUUGUAUAUAUAUCUUUUAUGGUGAAAUGUCACCUCAUUUUUUAUACCUCUUAUAUCUUUAUCCUAAGCUUUGUUGUAAUAAGAAUACAGUUCACAUUUUUUUUUUUUUA
Molecule: messenger RNA, 3812 nt
Organism: Solanum stenotomum
Lineage: Eukaryota; Viridiplantae; Streptophyta; Magnoliopsida; Solanales; Solanaceae
Product: DNA-directed RNA polymerase 1, mitochondrial
Exons: 19
Coding region: 198-3179 (993 amino acids)
Biological process (GO): mitochondrial transcription
Cellular component (GO): mitochondrial DNA-directed RNA polymerase complex
Molecular function (GO): DNA binding; DNA-directed RNA polymerase activity
Source: RefSeq, a predicted model, not a curated record